Paramecium primaurelia is the source of this 1194-nucleotide messenger RNA. Lineage: Eukaryota; Ciliophora; Oligohymenophorea; Peniculida; Parameciidae. The record is from the annotation of a GenBank genome assembly.
AUGUUUGCUAAUAGAUAAUAAAUGAACAUAAAAUGCCUAUAAUUGGUUUUUCAAAAAGCCCAGAUGGAAGAAAAAUAAUCAAUUAGAGCAGAUAAAAAUCUUUAUGUAAUGGCAGAUUCAGAAAAAGAAAUUUGGUAAAUCCUUUAGAAGAUUUAAUUUAAUGAAUAUCUACUUCGGAUUUGUUUUAUCACUAAUUAGAUUUUUACUUUUCAAAUCAUCUAAAUCACAUUCAGGAACUAAAAAAAUUUAUCGAUAUUCAAAAUGUAUAUGAAUUAAAAAUUUUAGAUUGCCAAAAAUAUAUCUUUAUAAGGAAAGGGUCAACAUGAUUUAGGGGAUUGCCAACCAAUUUAUGUUACUUCUAAGCAAAUAUUAGUGAUCAAAAAUGGUUAUUUCAUAAAUAUUCUAAGAUUUAUUCUAUAAAAUCCAAGGAUAAGAUGGGGAAUUCAACUAUUAGUUAGAAUAAUCAAUUAAUUUUGGUUAUGAUUGUGUAUAUGGAACAAUUAGUCAUGAUGGACAAUUCUUAAUUACUUGGGAUUAUAAAUCUCAUAAGACUUAAAUUAAAAAAUAUUAUCAGAAGAUUGAUCAAUAAAUUUGGGCAAGUUUUAUUAAAAAUAAUAUUCAAUAUUAAUUAUNAAAUUACCCUUGAGCUUAAAGUUCUUCUUUUAUUGAAUCUGACUAAUUUGUUAGCUUCAAGAGCAAUUCUAUCAAAAAUAUCAUUAAUGAAUGAAUUCAUAAUGUUCAUGGCUUUUCUUGAAACACCAAUUUCUGGAUACACUUAUCUCACUACUUUGUAAAAGUAUAAGCCAAAUGUUCCUUAUCUUCUUCUUGCUAUUUUCAUUUCUAUUUAUUAUUACAAUUGGUAAUUAAAAAUCAACAUAUAAGUGGUAUAAUUCUGAAAAAUCAGAUUUCUCAAAUGUACUUGCAAUAAACUAUGAUAACUCUGCACUUGUAGUAGGUAUUAGAGAAAAAAUCUAAAGUUUCAAGAUUUUGCAUUACAAAGAAUACAAUAUUGAAAACUUAACUGAAUAAGAGGAAGAGGAACUUUUUGCAAGUGAUGGAAAAGCUUUAAGAAAACUUUUGAUUUGUGAUGGGAAUAUUUGUUAAGUCACAACUCUUUAAUUUUAAAAAUCUUAAACAUGCGAACUUCUUCCUCUCUGGUUCAGAAAAUUUGAUAAAUAUUUGGGCCCCAGAUGA